Messenger RNA from Capronia coronata CBS 617.96, 1539 nucleotides. Its product is annotated as glycerol kinase. Gene Ontology annotation, molecular function: glycerol kinase activity. The record is from RefSeq and is a predicted model, not a curated record. The transcript is spliced from 3 exons. Gene Ontology annotation, biological process: triglyceride metabolic process; glycerol-3-phosphate biosynthetic process; glycerol metabolic process. NCBI's taxonomy places the organism in Eukaryota, Fungi, Ascomycota, Eurotiomycetes, Chaetothyriales, Herpotrichiellaceae. Bases 1 to 1539 code for a protein of 512 amino acids. Gene Ontology annotation, cellular component: mitochondrion.
AUGGGUAGCCUACAGGAGGUCUUCGUUGGCUCCAUUGAUCAGGGGACCACCAGUUCCCGUUUCUUGAUCUUCAACAAGGCGGGUGAGCCCGUUGCCUCACAUCAGAUCGAAUUCACACAGAUCUAUCCUCAACCUGGCUGGCACGAGCAUGAUCCGCAGGAGAUUGUGACUUCGGUCGAAGAAUGCAUCAACGAGGCGUGCAAGCAAUUUGAGAAUCAAGGCCACAGCUUGAGUAGCAUCAAGGCUGUUGGCAUCACCAACCAGCGCGAGACCACUGUCCUGUGGAACAAAGAGACUGGCGAACCACUAUACAACGCCAUUGUCUGGACCGAUACACGCACGCAAGGAUUGGUGCGGAAACUGAAGCAUCGUCUCGGCGCCGACAAGCUCAUGGAGAUCUGCGGUGUACCUCUGUCCACAUACCCCUCCGUAGGCAAGCUUCUGUGGCUGCUUGACAACGAACCAAAGGUCCGAGCUGCAUAUGAAAAGGGAGUUUUGGCGUUUGGUACCGUUGACUCUUGGCUGGUGUUCAAGCUCAAUGGAGGCUUGAAAAGGAACAUCUUCGUCACGGAUCCCUCCAACGCUUCACGAACUAUGUUCAUGAAUAUCCACACACUGAAGUACGAUGAGUCGCUGAUCGACUUUUUCAGACUCGACACCAGCAAAAUCCAUCUACCGGAAAUUGUCCACUCCUCAGACCGUCAUGCAUAUGGCACCCUGAUAUCGACUGCUUUGAAAGGAGUUCCUAUUACCGGCUGCUUAGGUGAUCAGUCCGCAGCUCUCGUGGGCCAGAAAGGGUUUGCUCCUGGUAUGGCGAAGAACACGUACGGCACCGGUAGCUUCAUUCUCUACAAUGUGGGAGACAAGCCAGUUAUCUCCACUCACGGUCUCUUGACCACGGUGGCGUACGACUUUGGUGGCAAGAACAAGCCCAAGUAUGCCUUGGAAGGUAGCAUUGCGGUUGCAGGAUCAAGCGUUAAGUUCCUCGUUGAUAACUUUGGCUUCAUCGAGUCAUCCAGCAAGGUCAGCCAACUGGCUGAGACCGUCGACGACAACGGUGGUGUCACAUUCGUGACUGCCUUUAGCGGACUUUUUGCUCCGUAUUGGAUCGACGACGCUCGAGGCACCAUCUUCGGUAUCACAGCAUACACCAAGCGAGGCCACGUUGCCCGGGCCACUUUGGAGGCGACCUGCUUCCAGACCAAGGCUAUCCUGGUGGCCAUGGAGAAGGACAGUGGACAUAAACUGGCCGAAUUGGCCGUGGACGGUGGAAUGUGUAACUCUGAUCUUACCAUGCAGAUCCAGUCCGACCUCGUCAGCAUCCCUGUCAGACGGCCGGCCAUGCGCGAAACCACGGCUCUGGGCGCGGCCAUCGCUGCCGGUAUCGCAGUCGAUGUGUGGUCAGGCAUCGAUGAACUCAGGAAGGUCAACACUGAAGGAAGCACGACUUUCAAGCCCAGCAUCAGCAAGGAGGACAGUGCUGCCCGAUUCGCUCGCUGGGAGAAAGCUGUUGAAAUGAGCAAGGGAUGGGCUCAAUGA